UACCUGCAUUCUGCUGAUCACAGUGUUAACAUUUACAAGCACCUUGAAGAUGCCGACGCCAGGAGGUUAUCGACUUCUCAGUCUCGAUGGAGGAGGCUACAGGAGGACUGAUUGCCAUCAUGCUUGGUCGACUGGAAAUGUCCAUUGAUCAAUGUAUUGAGGCGUACAUUGAGAUGAUGGACGUCAUAUUCGAUCCGAAAGACAGGAGGAAGCUCCCAUUCAAAAUCCGCAAUGGCAAAGUUCAACCCAAGUACAAAACCAAACAUAUCGAGCAAGCGAUCAAACAAGUGAUAUCGAAAGCUGGGCGUACAUCGGAUGAUCCUUUUAGGGGAACAAAGGAUUCAACAUGCAGAACUGUUGUACUCGCUCUUACAGAGGAAAGCCGGGCACCAACUCUGUUCACCGAUUAUACCAAAGACGGCGAGCACUCGAACUUCUAUAACGAAGUCAAGAUCUGGGAAGUAGCUCGCGCCACAUCAGCAGCAACUUCGUUCUUCCCGCCGAUGGAGAUUACACGUGCUGGCGAACCGCGCCGUUUCCUCGAUGCAGGCCUAGGCUUCAACAAUCCCAUCCAGGAGCUAUACGUCGAGGCAAUGUCUCAAUUCGACAAGGAGGAGGAGGAUUUUGAUUCGCAGAUCCGCGUGCUGGUAUCUAUCGGCACAGGCAAGCCAGCACUCCGUGGGUUCGGAGAGAAAGUGGUUGAGGUUGCAAAGAGCAUCGCCUCAAUCGCUACGGAGACACAGCACACGGCGAACAACUUUCAUCUUGCGCAUAUGAAGUUGGCGGACAGAGGAGGAUACUUCCGGUUCAAUCCACCUGAUCUUUCCGAAGUGGCGAUAGACGAGGCAAGCAUGAAGGGUACCAUUGCUUCGCGAACAGAGACGUACGGAAACGACCCCGAAACUGUGGCAAUGGUACAACGCUGGAAGAAUGUGGCGGGGACCGAGCAAAAAUUCAUAGUACCUACCAAAUCUUCCGUAAAAUCCCAGCCCCUUGCAAAAUCCGUCCCGACCAAGCUGUUCUACUCUCUACACAAUGGGCCUCUGUACAUCAGAAAGGAUACGUCGGCAUACUGGCAGCGUCUCACAUUGGAUUCAUACUACAAGUACGAAGAGAUAUAUGACCGGUGCGAACCAAGAGACCGGAAAGUAACCUUCGACUCUUUCUUUGCGCAAUUCGGUCCCAGUCGCACACCUUCUCCCUCGCAAGUAUUCGAAGUCUGGAUGCGCAUGCUCCGCGACACGAACAACGUGCGCAGGUCCAUCCAUCGCAAACCGUUUAUAAUGGCAGUUCUAUACAUGCUUCACCUAGAGACGUCGCUUCCCGACGUCCCAAAGAUGACGACGAUAGAGCCUAACCGCCGUGAAAUGCUCAAGCGCUUCGUUAAGUGGGUCCCGUGUCAGUGUGACAAAAAGUGCGGACGGCAAUGGAAUUUUGUGAAUGAGAUUGGUCUAUCACGUGGGCAGACUGGUGAGGAUGAAUGCGACCUUGUGGACUUGUACAAUCAUAGUGAUAGCUGGAAACUAGUAUUCAAGGGUGCUAAAGUAAAAAGGUUGGAGGCUACGAGGAAGCUUUGGGAGGCGACGAGUAGGUAGGCGGGAACUUUUUGUUGUGCUUCACC
Pyrenophora tritici-repentis Pt-1C-BFP is the source of this 1621-nucleotide messenger RNA. RefSeq lists its product as uncharacterized. Gene Ontology annotation, cellular component: membrane. Gene Ontology annotation, biological process: arachidonate metabolic process. Lineage: Eukaryota; Fungi; Ascomycota; Dothideomycetes; Pleosporales; Pleosporaceae. The record is from RefSeq and is a predicted model, not a curated record.